Trichophyton benhamiae CBS 112371 is the source of this 1473-nucleotide messenger RNA. RefSeq lists its product as uncharacterized. Gene Ontology annotation, cellular component: nuclear outer membrane-endoplasmic reticulum membrane network; ribonucleoprotein complex; endoplasmic reticulum. The transcript is spliced from 3 exons. Lineage: Eukaryota; Fungi; Ascomycota; Eurotiomycetes; Onygenales; Arthrodermataceae. The record is from RefSeq and is a predicted model, not a curated record. Bases 1 to 1473 code for a protein of 490 amino acids. Gene Ontology annotation, biological process: intracellular mRNA localization. Gene Ontology annotation, molecular function: mRNA binding.
AUGGCUACGACAGCGAAGCAGGCUGCUCCAGCCCAGCCUGGAGAGCACAAGGUGAAGCCUGAGAAGCCAGAUGAGAAUGCCUACAAGAUCUCUCUGGCCAAUGCGGAGAAGGAACUGGCGACUGCUCAGAAGAAACUGGAAGCAAUCAAGGCGAAGAUAGAAUCCGCUACUCCCAACAACCAGAAUUCGCCUGUCGCUAAGAGGCAGCAGGAACUGCGCAGCCAGCUCGCAGCAAUCCGCCAGCAGCAGCAGGGCUUCAAGGCUUCCCGUACAGCCCUCCAGGAGAAAAUCAACGUUCUCGAUGCCAGCAUCAAGGCUCGGUUCGCCGAGCAGAAGAGCCAACGCGACAGGCUGCCGUUCAAGAGCGUCGAGGAUAUCGAUAAGGAAAUUAUGCGUUUGGAGAGGGAGGUCGACUCAGGCACCAUGAGACUGGUCGACGAGAAAAAGAACCUGGCCGAUAUUUCCAACCUGCGAAAGCAGCGCAAGAACUUCUCCUCCAUGGACGACAGCAAGAAGACCAUUGACGAAAUGAAGGCCCAAUUGGCUACGCUCAAGAAGGGACUUGACAACCCAGAGGCCAAGGCUCUGAGCGAGCAGUACACUGCCCUCCAGAAAGAGCUCGACGAUAUCAAGAGUGAGCAGGACUCCGUCUUCAAGAACAUCAAGUCUCUCCGUGACGAACGAACCAAGAUCCACAAUGAACAGCAGCGGGCAUGGAACAACGUCAAGGAAAUCAAGGACAAUUACCACAGGGCCCGACGAGCAAACAGGGAAUAUGAACAGGAGGCCUACCGUAUCCGCAUGGAGCGCCAAAAGGCCGAGCGAGAGAUCUACGAGCGUGAGAAGAAGAAGAAGAUCGCCGACAAGAAGCUUGAGGAGGCCUCUCUGCCCGCUUACACCGACGAACUUCUCACUGCCGAGGGUCUCAUCCGACACUUCGACCCAACCUUUGACCUUGCCUCUAUCGGUCUCGGGAAGUCCCAGUUGCCGUCCUCCGCUGCCUACCGUGCUCAAGUUGGCCGAACUGUCGAUGACUCUGACAUCAAGGGCGUCAAGGUCAUAAAGAAGGACGACCGUGAUGAAAACUACUUCAUGGGCGGCACUGGUGGAAAGAAGGGCAAGAAGGGGAAGAAGGGAGCUGCUGCUGCUCAGCCAGAGCCCAGCAAGUUCAACCUCAGCUUCGGUGUCCUCGAAGACCUGUCCAGAGUCAAGGUUGAACCUCCAAUGAACCAGUCUGAUGUCCCUGCUUUGAUAGAGACCCUCGUCCAGAAGGUCAAGGAAUGGAAGAGAAACCAGGCCAGCAAGACUGCUGAAAACAUCAAGAAGGCCCAAGAAGAAAUUGACCGCCUGGAGGAAGAAAGCAAGACCGCUGAGACUAAGGCUAGCGGCACCGGCACUCCCCAGGUUGCUGCUGAAACUAACACUGAAGCAAAGACCGUCGACGCUGCAGAGACUUCUGCUGAGACUCAAUAG